This is a messenger RNA of Prionailurus viverrinus (fishing cat), 2163 nucleotides long. It is a transcript of the gene PGCKA1, whose product is annotated as chromosome B1 C4orf19 homolog. Lineage: Eukaryota; Metazoa; Chordata; Mammalia; Carnivora; Felidae. The coding region runs from base 246 to 1205 and encodes 319 amino acids. The transcript is spliced from 5 exons. The record is from RefSeq and is a predicted model, not a curated record.
UGCGAGCGCGGCGGGCUCCGGGCGGCGCUGAGCCGCUGGCGUUUCCCGGCGCCGCCGCCCGAGGCCGGCGAAGCCAUGGGCGCCCCGACCCCGACCCCGCCGCCGCCGCCCGGCCCCAGAAUUUUGAAGACACUGCUCUGUUGUCUCCUUGUUCACAAUAUGGCUGUUGAAAGGAAGAGAAGUUAAACUUCCAGAGAAACCCAAUGGACAAUCUCCACAACAGAUGGUAACAAAAAGUCAUCCAGAUGGGGUGCAAGUGCUGUAAAAUGAUACAAAGCUAUCUCUUCGAUCCAGUUCAAGUGCCCUCCUCUGGCUACGUCAACGAGGUGAACAGCUGCAAGGUGGAUGAAGGGGGCGCUGGUAAAUGGAAAGGCAAACAGGGCAGCCAAGUCCCGGGGCAUCAAAACGAGCUGCAGAGCGAGGGCCUGAAGAGGACGGCCAGCAGGGGCAGAGCUGGCAGCGGGCAGGAGCCCCGCUGGCCUCCCCCGGGAUCGCCCCCUCUGGGGGACACGCUGGGGGGACCCUGCGCGGACAAGGCUGGCAGUGCCGUCAACGGCAUCGGCCCCGCCGCCCCCCCGCAGCCCACUGGGGACCGUGGGCCCCACCAGGGCGAGAGGGGCUCCUGCCUCAGUACCGCCAACAGCGCCCCCCCGACUGCACCCUUCCGGGAAGGCGGGGGCCCCGGCAGACGGGACAGUGUGCUGCUGCCGGCCCUGCGAGAGACCCACGUCGUCCAAAGUGGGGACCCCAGAGCUGCUCUCAGGGCAGAAGGUCCUGCCUUGGAAGUACAAGACCACGACUUCCAGAUGCCGGCCCCGGAUUACCCUCCCCUUCGGGGCUCGGCUGGAGACACAGUUGACUGGGAAGAAAAGGACGGUCUUCCCGAGAGCCACCCUGAGGAGGGACCCCCGGCGGGCCUUCACCCCAGGGCCGGGGGGCACGGCUUGAAUAUGCCCUUCCCCUUGAAGAGAAGCUGGGAUUCCUUAAAUGAGGCCGUGGCAACAGAAGCCCUAAGUGUCGGCUUCAAAGAAGAGGACGCUGCUCAGGCCGUGCCCGGGGUCGAUUCGAGAACUGGGUGGGAGGAUGCGCCCGGCUCCACCGCAGACGGGAGUGGGGAUGCGGUGGACGAGGACGCGGCGGUGGCCGAAGCCCUUGCGGCUUUGGAAGCGGCCACCGCAGGAGAAGACGCGGACGAGGCAGAUUAGGGCCCCCGAGCUGGUGUCGCGCCGCGCAUGCGCGGUGCGCGUGCUCCUUGCGCGCAGCUGACGUCGUGCAGCCUGCAGCAGCGUCCGUUCUGGCGAUUGGCAGUGCCUGCGGCCAGGCCGCUUGUUGCGAAGUAUCGGAAGCCCCGCUGUGUAGACGGGGUGUCACUCAGGAGGCCGGAAUAAAAAUCAGAGGGGACGAUGCGCCGGUGCCCACAGCACAGGCAGAAAUUAAACAGCCUGCUCAUCAACCCACAAACCCUCCUCCGAGAACGCUCGGAAAUCCCAGUGCUGAAUCCCAAGAGUGCAUAAUCACAGAAUGUUCUGUUGGUAAAUUCACUGUCUCGCUUCUGAGAGCCAGACGUUGUACCCAACCCGGAAAAGGUAACUACCCCCACUGAAAGUGCCUCGUGUGUCCCCAGAGCGUGGCUUACCUUCAGGGACGGUCUCCCAGGGAACUAAUAACUAACCACUUGUUUGAUAUCCAGUUAAGCUCAGCAGCAUUCAGGAUGGGGCAGAAGCCACUAGUAAACAAAUGGUUAGCUGUUAGCUGUGAUCUGAAGACACCUUGACCUUAACUUUUUUUACAUUAUUACUUUUUAUUCUCCUUUGGGAUUGGGGAAGCCGGUCAAAAUAAUUCUUAAACCUGCUUGUGACCAUUUGACUUGUAAAUUCAUGAGAUUGGGAACAGCGAAGAGAUCAGAUGGAGUGUUCUAUGCCACUUUAAUGUCUGAUUCUGAUUAAAACAUAACAACAUGUGGGUGUGUCUGUCUUAACUCAAAGGCGGUUCUAAUGUGCCAGCCUUGAGUGUCAGUAAGCCUUGACGUUUGCUUCCAUGUAAAGAGCUGCACUACUAAGUUAACAGGUGAGGAGGAGAGCAAGUCAGUUUGCUGAGAACGGCUUUGGCUGGCUGUCCCUGCCGUGGAAACACGUGACAGCGUGACCGCACGCGCCGAUCUCC